Molecule: messenger RNA, 798 nt
Organism: Macadamia integrifolia
Lineage: Eukaryota; Viridiplantae; Streptophyta; Magnoliopsida; Proteales; Proteaceae
Product: subtilisin-like protease SBT4.13
Exons: 5
Coding region: 1-798 (265 amino acids)
Biological process (GO): proteolysis
Molecular function (GO): serine-type endopeptidase activity
Source: RefSeq, a predicted model, not a curated record
AUGGGUGAAGUAUCAAAGGCUAAGGAUGAGUUCAACACAGAGUCUAUACAUUUUGGCAUGUUAGAACAAGUCCUUGACACAAGCUCAGCAAGAGAAUCCUUGGUUUACAGCUACAUAAAGAGUUUUAAUGGGUUUGCAGCUAAGCUCACAAAGCAAGAGCAAAAGAAGCUCCAAGGCAUGGAAGGUGUGGUUUCUGUCUUUCCAAGUAAAACCCUGCAACUUCACACAACAAGAUCAUGGGAUUUCUUGGGUUUCCCAACAACUGUAAAGAGAUUGCCUACUGUCGAGAGUGAUGUCAUUAUCGAAGUGAUUGAUAGUGGAAUCUGGCCUGAAUCUGAGAGCUUCAGUGAUGAAGGGAUUGGACCUCCCCCAAAACAAAUAGAAGGGUAUUUGCCAAAACAUCAACUGCAACAACAAGAUAUCAUGACUGCAUUUGAUGAUGCAAUUGAAGAUGGUGUUGAUAUCAUAUCAGUUUCUCUUGGAUUUUUGUUCGUGAGACCAUUAUUCGCAGAUGGGAUCUGCAAUUGGUUCUUAUCAUGCAAUGAAGAAAGGAGUUGUUUUGAUGAUGGUUUGGAGGAAAAAGUAGUGAAAGGGAAGAUUGUCUACUGCGAUAAGUAUGUUCUUGCUUUUCCCAUUGUUCUAGGACCCUACUUUGCUAAUGCUUCAGGAAUGGUGCUUCGAGACAAUUCUGGAAAUGAUGAUACACCCAAUGCUUUUCUUGUAGCUGGAACAGCUCUUACCGUUGCUGAAGCCACAAGAUUUGAGAAGUAUUUGAAUACUACCAGGUUAAUUGAAUAG